This is a messenger RNA of Oncorhynchus keta (chum salmon), 3649 nucleotides long. RefSeq lists its product as uncharacterized. Lineage: Eukaryota; Metazoa; Chordata; Actinopteri; Salmoniformes; Salmonidae. Bases 1068 to 1721 code for a protein of 217 amino acids. The record is from RefSeq and is a predicted model, not a curated record. The transcript is spliced from 3 exons.
CAUUAGCUGUUGCGAUAGCAGCAGCUACUCUUCCUGGGGUCCACAAAAUCACCAUCUGUUCUCUAUCCAUUAUCCUUCCAUUAUAUUCUCUAUCACAUUUUCUGUCAUCCAUUGAGCCAUCUAAAGCUCUGCCUGUGUAGUGUGGCUGUGCGUCGGUAUGCUUGUGUUGUCUCUCAAUGCUUAAUUGAUUAACAAAAGUAAAUUAAUCACAUUGAAAGCGACCAGUCACAGAUUCAAACCGAAGACAGCCACAUAAGGUGGAAUGAACUCCAUUAAUUAUUUCAAGGCCCUUCAAGGAGCAGGACAGGAGACAACUGUAUCAACUGAUUAUGCAGCUGUAUAAAACGAUUAUUCCAGUCAGUCAUAAUUAUUAUGAAAACGGACAACUUGUCGUCUGGAUGUCCUGAAAAGGUCAAACUAAUUAUUCUGAGGAGACAGGUGGCAUAUUACAGAGCUAAAUCUGCUAUUUCAACAUCCAGACACUUUGCUUUAUUUGAGACCAUUGUUUGAAAAUGUUCUGAAAUUACCUGUCAAUCACACUCGAGCAAGUUCACACCAAUGUCUCCUGCUCUGUCUGUCUGCUGCAGUGUGUGAUGUUAGCGGUCUGUUUCACAGAGCCUACCCUCUCUACACUGUGUUUGCAUGGUGCUCAUAUCCUCUGUCACGUCCUGACCUUAGUUCCUUUUUUAUGCCUCUAUUUUGGUUUGGUCAGGGCGUGAGUUGGGGUGGGCAUUCUAUGUUUUCAUUCUAUGUUUUGUUCUGUGUGUUGUAUUUCUAUGUGUUUGGCCUGGUAUGGUUCCCAAUCAGAGGCAGCUGUCAAUCGUUGUCUCUGAUUGAGAACCAUACUUAGGUAGCCUGUUCCCACCUGUGUUUGUGGGUAGUUGCUUUCUGUUUUGUGUUUUUCACCUUACAGGACUGUUUCGUGUCGUUCACUCUCUUUGUUUUUUGUCAUUCAGUGUUCAGUUUAUUUAAUUAAAUUUACUAUGAACACUUACCACGCUGCGUGUUGGUCCGAUGAUUCCUGAUCAUCAGACAGAGGAGAGCUGUUACAUCCUCAGUGUUCAGCCAUGGAGCACAUGUGGCUUAACUCGGUGAAUCAGUGUGUGGUAUCUGUGUCAGUGAUCGUGGUGAGUGUGAGGAUGUCUAUGGGUGGUGGUGGGAUGGAGGAGGAUGGAGGAGGCCAGGGUGGAGGUGGUCAUACCCAGAGCGGAAGUGUUUCUGCCUGCCUGAAGUUGUGUCUGGGCUGGGUGGGGGCAGUGGGGGGUGCGGUGGGGGUUCCUGUCUCUGUGCUGCUGAACCUGAGGAGUCCCCAGUGCCUGUACACCUGCAUCACCCUGGUGUGCUGUUCUCUGCUGGUCAGGCAGUUCACUGUCUGCCUGCUGCUGCUCAUGACCCUCAACUCCCACCUAAAGCACCGCAUGGGGAGCAGGUACAAUUCACUGGUGACACGUCGGCGGUCCCUGUUUCUGGUCAUGCUGUGCUGGGGGGCCUCUGUUCUCUCCGCAUUUGCCCAGUUCAUCGCCUGGAACGUCCUGGACACCUGGGGAGGGGAAGAGGGAUGGCUGGAUGGGCUGCGGCUGGACGGGCAUCCCCCCAGGCAACUGGACCUCCCCUCCUCCCCGUCCGAUGCCUCCCAAGUACAACCAAGACCGCUCUGUGAUCGGGAAGUACCUCCCUUACGGCGGCUUCCUGUCCAAGUUCUACGUGGAGGAUCUCCAUAACUUCUCCUAUGCAGAGAUCCAUGGGAGCCACUGGGGGGGGUGUGCCCCCGACACUGUCCUCAGCCCCCAGUUCCUGGUCCAUGUCUAUGGGGUGACUGUCUUCCUGCUCCCCCUAAUGGCCUGCUGGCCAUUUACCUAGCUCUGGUCUGUGUGAUGCCCGGACAGGACCCUAAUGGUCCGGGCUCUGUCCCCCCAAAACGCAGCUCUGCCCGUGCCCACUCUCUGGGCCUCUCCCUCUGCCUUCUUGUCCUCCUGUGUCUGCCCCUUCACAUCACCCACUCCCUCCUGCUUUUCUCCCCAGGCACACUGCCCCCGACCUGGGAAUUCCCGCUGGUCUCGCUCCUGUCGCAGCUCUAUGGUCUGGUGCCUCCUCUCCUCUUCACCAUUCCCAUACAACGGGCGGGUGCCAAGCACGCUGCGUCUGCCCCACCUGACCCCAACAGGGGGUAAGACAGUGGGCAGAGCUCUGUGUUCAGCUGUGCAGGGGGCAUCCUGCUCACUCAAAGGGAGGCUGUGCCCAGAUGUGUGUGUGUGUAACAUGGAACGGGAAGGUGUGUGUGUUAACCCGUUGUUACAACACCAGCAUUCUCAUCUCAUAUGUUCUAAUUCAAUCUCUUAGGCUCUGUUUACACACAUGUCUAAUAUGGUAAUACAUCGAAAUUGCUUAACAUCCAAUUUCCCUGGAGGUUUGUCCACAAACAUAAGUUCCAAUCAUUGUGUGUAAACAGCGCCAUGUAUCAUUGUGUGAUUCACAAGGAGCUUCUUUGGGUAUGUUUCCCCAUAUAUAUUCAUCAACCUGUCAGUAGCACAUACUAGACGUUAAUUAGUUUUUCACACACUGUGCUGUUUAAUUAUUGAGUCCCAUAUCAAAUAAGGUCACUAACCAGGCUUACAUCCAACCUUUUUAUGCUGUGUAAAGUACAUUUCAGAUAAAAAAGGUCAAGACAGGCCUGAUGGAAACAUCUAAUUUGUCAGUAGACGUUCCAAAUGUCAGCCAAACAAAAUACGCUAGACAAGCUGGGAUCUUUUUGUGUCUGUAAAAUUAAUUAUGUGAGAAAUAGCAGAGGAAAUGCCUUUGCGCGCAAAUAUUUAUAUAAUAACCAGCAUACUGAAGUAAACUUGGAGUCACAAGAUGACAUGGUGUGUGGUCCUUCCACUACGACUCGGGAAACCCUGUAGUUUAUUGGGCUACAGAUUUAAUUCAUUAUGAUGAAAUUCACAGGGUGGUAAAAAUGCAAGGAGAUGAACUUGAUGCUCAUUUACAAUAUAUUUUGAGGUUCUCAUUCUGCCAUUUGACAAAUUAAAAUAAUCUUGCUCUUUUAUCCAUAAUAAUCUCAUCAACCACACUGUAUCGGCGAGCUGUUGUCUACGGCGCAAAUGCCAAGACCAGAGUGAGCAUAUUUACUAUAUAAAGCAAACAUUUUUGUGACUAAACCCUCAGUAGAGUUGAAAAUGCGAUUAAAACCAAUUUAAAUUCAAUGUUUUAUUCAGUACUUGGGAAUUGAACUGCAAAAGUGUUGUAUGUGUACUACAUCAUCAUGCACAGUCUUUUAUCAGCAUCAAGUUCAUUUGUUGGAAACACAUUGCGCAUAUUGUUUUAAUGCGGAUUUGAGAAUAUUCACACGAAAAUCUGUCGCCAAUGGGAUGGAAACCUAGCUUCCGAGAGAGAAAAUAUCACGCAACAGACUUUUCAUCUCACACUGAUCCAGAACUAAGCCUGGGACUAGAUCAGGAUAUGUCUGCAUUGUAACAUGCCUUCUGCUGCUGCGGAUGCUAUAGAUCUGGCUUUGAUCAUGUUUAAUUAAACACACAGUAAUAACAGCAUGGUUGGUCCGGCGACGCCCUCAUAAUUAUAGCAGAGAAAUGCUCUUCAUGGUUGUUUUGUUUUACUGAGUAAAUCUAACACUCUCCUUAAAUAAAAGGCCUUG